Molecule: messenger RNA, 1102 nt
Organism: Varanus komodoensis (Komodo dragon)
Lineage: Eukaryota; Metazoa; Chordata; Lepidosauria; Squamata; Varanidae
Gene: SELENOI
Product: selenoprotein I
Exons: 9
Coding region: 38-1102 (354 amino acids)
Biological process (GO): phosphatidylethanolamine biosynthetic process
Cellular component (GO): Golgi apparatus; endoplasmic reticulum membrane
Molecular function (GO): ethanolaminephosphotransferase activity
Source: RefSeq, a predicted model, not a curated record
CAGCGCCGUGGACAACAACCCGCUCUCCCUGUAUGUGAUGCAUCCUUUCUGGAACACCGUAGUCAAGAUUUUCCCUACGUGGCUGGCCCCAAAUCUGAUAACGUUUAGUGGCUUCCUGCUGCUUGUCUUCAACUUCUUCCUUAUGGCACAUUUUGAUCCUGACUUUUAUGCAUCGGCACCAGACCAGGCGCAUGUUCCGAGCCACGUGUGGAUCAUCGUGGGCCUCCUCAAUUUCAUGGCCUACACACUGGAUGGCGUGGACGGGAAGCAGGCUCGCCGCACCCAGUCCAGCACGCCGCUCGGGGAGCUCUUUGACCACGGCCUCGACAGCUGGGCGUGCAUGUUCUUCGUGGUGACGGUGUACUCCACCUUCGGCCGGGGGCCCAACGGCGUCAGCGUCUUCGUGCUCUACCUCCUCCUGUGGGUGGUCUUGUUCUCCUUCAUCCUCUCCCACUGGGAGAAGUACAACACCGGGAUCCUCUUCCUGCCCUGGGGGUACGACAUCAGCCAGGUGACCAUCUCCAUCGUGUACAUCGUCACGGCCAUCGUGGGCGUGGAGGCCUGGUACCGCCCGUUCCUGCUGAAUUUCCUUUACAGGGACUUGUUCGUUGCGAUGAUCAUCGGUUGUGCGCUCACCGUGACCAUCCCCAUGAGCCUGCUGAACUACUACAAAGCCCACGCCAGCAAGAUGCUGAAGCACCGCUCGCUGUACGAGGUGCUGCUGCCCUUCCUGUCGCCGGCGCUGCUCUUCGGCCUGUGCACCGCCUGGGUCUUCCUGUCGCCCUCGGACAUCCUGGAAGUGCAGCCGCGCCUCUUCUACUUCAUGGUCGGGACGGCCUUUGCCAACAUCUCCUGCCGGCUGAUCGUCUCGCAGAUGAGCAGCACGCGCUGCCAGCCGCUCAACUGGCUGCUGCUGCCGCUGGCCCUGGCCGUCCUGGCCGUCCCACUGCAGACACGGCCGGAGCACGAGGCCCUGCUGCUCUCCGUGCUCACCGGCUUCAUCACCUUGGCGCACGUCCACUACGGAGUCAGCGUGGUGCGGCAGCUGAGCCGGCACUUCAACAUCCGCACCUUCUCGCUGCGCAAGCCCAGCUCCGAUUGA